AUGACCCCUGCAAGGAAAGGUGAUCUGACAUCUGAAGAGAGAGUGAUGCUACAGGUAGCUGCUGCAGGUGAUGUGCAAGAGGCCACCCAGCUCCUCAGCAAUCCAAAUGAGCGUGUUAACUGUCUGGAUGAGUAUGGCAUGACCCCUCUCAUGCAUGCGGCCUAUAAGGGCAAAGCAGACAUGUGCAGACUGCUGCUGCAGCACGGAGCUGAUGUCAACUGUAAUGAGCAUGAGUAUGGUUAUACUGCCCUCAUGUUCGCUGGCCUCUCAGGUAAUGCAGAAAUAACAGAGAUGAUCUUAGAUGCUGGAGCAGAGACAGAUCUGGUCAACUCCGUGGGACGGACUGCUGCUCAGAUGGCUGCCUUUGUGGGUCAGCAUGACUGUGUGACAGUGAUCAACAAUUUCUUUUCUCGUGCGAGGCUGGAAUACUACACCAGACCCCAGGGCUCAGAGAUUGAACCUAAACUACCCCCCAAACUAGCAGGACCCCUACACAAAAUCAUCAUGACUACUAACCUCAAUCCUGUCAAGAUGGUGAUGCUGGUGAAGGAGGACCCCUUAUUGGUGGAUGUGGUUGCCCUGGAGAAGUGCUACCGUGUGAUAGAUCUGCUCUGUGAGCAGUGUGUGAAACAGCAGGACAUGAAUGAGGUACUGGCCAUGAAGAUGCACUACAUCAGCUGCGUGCUGCAGAAGUGUCUGGCCUUCCUGCAGGAACGAGAUGACAACCUGGAUGCCCUGUUGAGGAGCCUUCUGAAAGGAAGAGAUGGUGAUGGCUUCCCUCAGUACCAGGAGAAAUUCAUUCGUGAUUGUAUCCGGAAGUUUCCCUAUUGUGAGGCAACCCUGCUGCAACAGCUGGUCCGAAGUAUAGCACCUGUGGAAAUUGGGAACGAGCCCACAGCCUUCUCGGUUCUGACCCAGACACUGACAGGCCAGAUGGUGCUUAUGGACACAGAGUACUGUGCUACCUGUGGAGAGAAGGGUGCUGACAAGAAGUGCUCCUUCUGUAAAAUGGUGGUCUACUGUGGGCCGACGUGUCAGAGGCUGCACUGGUUCACCCAUAAGAGGCAGUGCAAAACUCCUGUGCCACAGAGAGGCAACCGCCAACCCAAACUGAGAGAACUCUCUAGCAGUGUUGAUGACAAUGAUGUAGUGAACGGCACCAGCUCCAUGCUGGCUCUGUGUCUGGGUUUGUCAAAGUGUGCACUUCAGAACAGUCCCUCUGAAGACCACAGUGAAACCUCUGAGGCCUCUGAAGAUCCUCCUUGUGCUGGAAAGGACUGA
This is a messenger RNA of Sinocyclocheilus grahami, 1281 nucleotides long. Its product is annotated as ankyrin repeat and MYND domain-containing protein 2-like. Gene Ontology annotation, molecular function: protein binding. The record is from RefSeq and is a predicted model, not a curated record. Bases 1 to 1281 code for a protein of 426 amino acids. The transcript has 10 exons. NCBI's taxonomy places the organism in Eukaryota, Metazoa, Chordata, Actinopteri, Cypriniformes, Cyprinidae.